Molecule: messenger RNA, 2892 nt
Organism: Rhizoctonia solani
Lineage: Eukaryota; Fungi; Basidiomycota; Agaricomycetes; Cantharellales; Ceratobasidiaceae
Product: Tuftelin-interacting protein 11
Exons: 10
Coding region: 1-2892 (963 amino acids)
Biological process (GO): spliceosomal complex disassembly
Cellular component (GO): U2-type post-mRNA release spliceosomal complex
Molecular function (GO): nucleic acid binding
Source: RefSeq, a predicted model, not a curated record
AUGGCCCGCCGCAAACGGUUUCUUGAAGACGACUCGAGCGACGACUCCGAAAUUGAUGACGAAUAUUCAGAUCCUAACGAGGACCCAGAUGAACGCGCGGAAAGACUACUUCACCAAGAUCCUUACCAACGGGGCAAGCGCCGAAGAAGGGGGAGAGGCAAAGAAAGUGCUACGUAUGGCGUGUUUGGGGAGAGUGAGGACGAGGAUCCCAAGGCCGGAAAACGAGCAGACAUAACCAAAGCCCCAGCAUUUGUUUCAAGCAAACCGACUGUACUCGAAACUGAGGCUAUACCAGACAUUCCAGUGGCUGUUGCAAAAGCUGGUUCGUCCGACGACGACGACGACGACGACGGAGACGAUGAUGGCGGGGAAGACGCUGAAGACGCCUCGGAAUCAGACUCAGCCUCUGACUCUUCGGACCCCAUCAGGCCAGCUUCACCUCACCUUCACACGCGCGAGCCGUCUGAUGAGCCGGCAGACAAACCCGUUGGGCUAGGAGGGGGUGGACAAGCCGCAUUCCGUGCAAUGUUUGCUCAGUCUGGCGAGCCAUCCAGUUCAUCUAGUCUUGGUGGGAUAGGUGCUCGCGGCGGGAUUGGUGCCAAGGGAGGCAUUGGUGCACGCGGUGGAAUUGGUUCUGGCGGUACCGGUGCCUCUACUCCCGCCGAAGACGAAGCCCCCCGGUCUCAGAGAUCUUUUGUCCGCACCGAGGCACCACCACCAGUUCAGCGUGCUGAGCUCACUGGUACUGAAAAGCAACACUUUGCUAAGAUCUCUGGUGGAUUCGGUGCACGUAUGUUGGCCUCCAUGGGCUGGGAGGCCGGUACAGGUCUUGGUGCCAAUCGGCAGGGUAUUAUCACCCCCAUAGAAUCUAAACUAAGACCUCAGAAGGCUGGUAUCGCUUACAAAGGGUUUUCAGAGAAGACGGAUCAGAGUAAAAGGGAGGCUAAGAGAAAGGCUAAGAUGGAGGGCAAAGCUGUUUCAUCUGAUGAAGAUGAACCGUCGAUGGGCAAAAAGAAGAAAUCCAAAGCCAAGUUUGGAGACGACCACAGGGAAGGUGCCGAAAAACCUGCAUGGAAGAGGCCCAAAAAGAGCAAAAUUCGUGUCGAACACAAGACGUAUGAGGAAAUUGUGCGCGAUGCAGGUGUGGACACAGCAACAGCGGGAGUUGGCCAGAUCAUCGACGCGACGGGCGCCGUGCUUCGUGAAGUGGGCUCCAUAACAGAGAUUUCCGGCUGGGCACCCACCUCAGACACAACCCGCCUGCUUGAAAUCAGGCACAACAUCCGCAUGAUUGUAGACCUUGCCAAAGGUGAUCUCGACGGCCUUGCACGAGAAGGCCGAGCUAUAAACGAACGAAAGAAAUGGGUCGACAACGAAGAGAAGCGUUUGAGAGGCAAAGUCUCGGAAGAAGCUGAUUUAAUCGCCCGCCUGCAAAGAGUGCAUUUGGUCGUCGAUGAAAUCUCUGCUAAAGCAAAAGCUAUAUCUCAAGAACCAGAACCCGGCUCGAAACUCGAGGAAUUCACACCUUACUUUGAUCAACUCCUCAUGGAAUAUUCGGGCGAGUACGAAAGGUAUAGGCUGGACGAAAUAGUUGUUGCGUCCAUCGCGCCAGCGCUUCGCCGUGUAAUGGCAGAGUGGGAUCCGCUUCGUGAUCCCACCGCGUUCACGGACAUAUUCAGGAGGUGGAAAAAAGCAUUUAGAUUAAAGCAGCCAUCUGAGUCCACCGCAUUGAUCACUGGCGACUUGAUGGCAUCAACCACCGGAGUCUCUAACCAAACGCAAAUGACACCCUACGAGAGUCUUUUGUGGACAGUGUGGUUACCUCGCGUCCGCUCGAGUAUCAAUAACAUGUGGUCUGCGACCGAGCCCGACUCUGCCCUGGCACUAUUCGAUGGCUGGCGAGACUUGCUCCCACCGUUCAUACAUGACAACGUGCUGGAUCAGCUCAUUAUACCCAAAAUACAAAAAGCUGUCUCUGAAUGGAACCCCAAGAACGCAGCCCAGUCUCUGCAAGCGAUCGUGUUUCCCUGGCUGUCGCAUGUUGGGCUAAGGAUGGAAGACCUUGUGGGGGAUGCAAAACGAAAAGUACGCUCGAGUCUUCGCGGGUGGAAGGUUGGAGAUGGUCUUCCGAAAGAUUUAAUUCCAUGGAAAGAUAUUUUUGGGACCAAGGACUGGGAUAACGUACUCCUCAAAUAUAUCGUACCCAAACUCAGUUCUACCCUUCGCGAAGAUUUCGCUGUCAACCCACGUUCCCAGGACCUGGGACCUCUGCACGCUGUACUGGAGUGGGCAGGCAUUAUACGCGAUUCAAUCAUUGCACGCGUGCUCGAAGCUGAAUUCUUCGGGAAAUGGCUAUCGACGCUACACGUGUGGUUGACUUCAAAGAAACCUAAUUUUGACGAGAUUGUGGAAUGGUAUCAAUUCUGGAAAAAGAAGGUUUUCCCCGAGCACCUGCUAGAACACUCGUCCGUUGCGAGCGGAUUUGAGCGUGGGCUGCAGCUCAUGAAUUCUGCAAUGGCGCUCGGGCCCAAUGCCGCCGCCAAAUUACCCAAACCCGAUCUGACGAGGGACCCCCUCACACCUGGAACGACAGUUGGUGGCAAAAGCAAAGUCGCAAAUGGUACUGUGCGGCCACAGCCUUCGCAUACUGCGGACGUGUCUUUCAGGACCAUUGUUGAUGAAUUUGCUGCGGCUCACAACCUACUCCUGAUGCCAACGCAAAGGACCCACGAGCGCUCCAGAAUGCCGCUCUAUCGUGUCUCUAACAACGCGAGCGGAAAAGGCGGAAUAUUGGUUUAUCUAUUGGAUGAUGUGGUUUGGACUGGAGAGGCAGACGACUGGAAGCCCGUGUCACUGGAGGAAAUGGUCCUGAGAGCAACGAAAAAACAAUAG